This is a messenger RNA of Bipolaris sorokiniana ND90Pr, 723 nucleotides long. RefSeq lists its product as uncharacterized. The transcript is spliced from 3 exons. Gene Ontology annotation, molecular function: carbon-sulfur lyase activity. NCBI's taxonomy places the organism in Eukaryota, Fungi, Ascomycota, Dothideomycetes, Pleosporales, Pleosporaceae. The coding region runs from base 150 to 536 and encodes 128 amino acids. The record is from RefSeq and is a predicted model, not a curated record.
AUUUCAACUUACACCUUAAAAUUGGAUUCCGUUCAUUAAAUAAUUUUUAUCAUUAAAUCUCAAUUCUUCUUGCUCGUUACAGUGAUUACCUCGCUCCAGAAUUCUACCGCCCUUUGAACCCCGCGACGACCUUUUCUCAUUCCGCUACUAUGACUGAAGGACGCUGCAACUGCGGAGGCAUCAAGGUUUCCAUUCCCGCCCUACCGGAGAAAUCCAUAAUCUGCUACUGUUCAAAUUGUCGCCGCGCGGGCUCGAGUAUGGGAAGUAUCAUAUACUCUCCGGAUAAAUCCGAAGUCACUAUCAAUGACCCCGAUGGCAAUCUCAAGAGCUACAAAGACAGCGAUACCAAGAGUGGGAACACGAUCACUCGUCAGUUCUGCAGCAACUGUGGAUGCCCAAUUGUUUCCCUAGUCGGCUCGAAAUUGUUUUUGAAGGGCGGUUUGUUUGAGCAAAUACCUAUUCCGGGCCACAAAAGCUUUGCGGAAGAAGAGCCGAGCUGGAUGAGCAUUCUAGAGCCCGACGAUAAAAAGAUAUAAAAGGCGUAGCUACCAGUUCCUGAAAUAGUAGUCGAAGCACAUACAUAGCUGUGGCCUUUGAUACAUCUAGUCCAUCUAUUGGCUAGUACUGGCUCAACUGAAGACUAUGAAGGGAUGCUAUUACACUGGCCAGCUAACCCCGCUUCUCGGCUGCAUAGAGUACUACAAGAAUAUAACCCUUGCAUAC